This is a messenger RNA of Morchella sextelata, 1329 nucleotides long. RefSeq lists its product as uncharacterized. The transcript is spliced from 4 exons. The record is from RefSeq and is a predicted model, not a curated record. NCBI's taxonomy places the organism in Eukaryota, Fungi, Ascomycota, Pezizomycetes, Pezizales, Morchellaceae. Bases 1 to 1329 code for a protein of 442 amino acids.
AUGGGUCCCAUACGCAGCGCCCGCAGCUCCCGCCACGACUCAGACCUCAUCGCCCCUGACCCGAAACACAAGUCCUCUCCCCCACCUCGCUCCUCCACCAAGACCGGCUCCCGCAAGGUGCAACGCACCACCCACCGAGGAUCGGCAGUCGAAGCCCCCGCUAUUCAUGUGGACAAGGCGUCGAAAACCAACACCACCGCCGGAUCGGCGUCGGAGAAACAGAUACAGCCCACCACCACAACGCUCCUGAUUGACCGCCACCCAUUCACCACCCCGCACGACCCCGUCCAGGCAUUCCAUGCCACAAGGGCACAGACAAUCGCCUUUCUGCGUGCCGUGUCAGGCGGGGCGGCGGAAGCGCAGAUACGGGAUUUAUCUUUGCCCGCGGCUCCUGAUGGCAGCGGCAGUACCAGAGAGAUUUCCAUCGACAACCAGACCUUCACGAUCCCCGCCGGCGCAGUGCCCGCCUUCCUUGCCACCCGUGAGAUGACGAUCGCGUCGUUUCGGCACGUUACAGAGGGGAGAGCAGGCGCGCGGGAUAUGGCCUUUGUGUUUGGCACCGCCGCUGAGACAACACCCGAGCACAGCUCUCAGAACGCUCUGACUCGAAUUGACUCCCGUGCUGGUACGCUCACUAGUGCUGUGCCUUGUCGUCGAGCAGAAGAUGAUGCUACACCCGCUACUCCCACCACCGCCCCUACCGCCGCUACUACCCGCACCCUCCUCAAGCUGGAUUCCGCAAGCUUGAACAGCCGCAACACCUUCCUUGGCAAUUUUCACGACAUCGAACACGCGCAGCGCGAGCUCGGCAUGAACAAGUCGUGGUGCAGGGGGAAGUACAUCGACGGGCUACUAUCGCUCGGUUGGGGGUUUGCGGAGACGAGGGAGCUUGUGAGGAUUGACAGGUUUCCCAUGCCUAAGCCCAUGGUGCAGUUCCAGAGACCACCGGCCAGAGUUUCCAACGAGCUCAUCCCGGUUGAGAGCGCCAAGACCCGAGAAUGUUUCUUCAACUUAAAACGGUUCUUACUCGGUCAGUUCUUCCGUGACAUCGCGCACGUGCGGCGCGAGCUGAAUAUGGGUGAAUCAUGGUGCAGAGGGAAGUAUAUCGAGGGGCUAAUCUCACUCGGUGGAAUAUUUGCAGAGACGAGGGAGGUUGUCGGGGAGGUGAAGUGUAGCCGGUGCAUUUUGUCGGCGGAGCGACAUGGAGUGGAUGUGGUGUGUAGGGUGCUGGUGGGAGAAGAUCCGCGCGUCACGUUGACGAAUCAGAGGUGUGGGUUCUGCGCGCAGAGGUCAAUUCUGUGCAAUGUGGAGGAGGAUUUGGAGGAUUAG